Messenger RNA from Scomber japonicus (chub mackerel), 2535 nucleotides. RefSeq names its product acetyl-CoA acyltransferase 2 (gene acaa2). The record is from RefSeq and is a predicted model, not a curated record. Bases 125 to 1315 code for a protein of 396 amino acids. Gene Ontology annotation, biological process: fatty acid beta-oxidation. The transcript has 10 exons. NCBI's taxonomy places the organism in Eukaryota, Metazoa, Chordata, Actinopteri, Scombriformes, Scombridae. Gene Ontology annotation, molecular function: acetyl-CoA C-acetyltransferase activity.
AAAGGUUGCAGAUAUCAGACUACCUCAUGUUUUCAUUGUAACUGCGGACUAAUUAAGGCUGAUUCAAAAAGAAACCGAUCGAAAAAGUUUGAUCCUGACUGUGUUGGACUGUUGAAUCAUCAUCAUGGCGCUCCUCAGAGGUGUAUUUAUUGUUGCUGCCAAGCGCACUCCAUUCGGCACCUAUGGAGGUGUUCUGAAGGAUCACAGUGCAACAGAUCUGGCUGAGCACGCAGCCAAAGCCGCACUCGCUGCAGGCGGUGUGGCACCAGAGCUCGUGAACAGUGUCAUCAUGGGAAAUGUCAUGCAGAGCUCAGCUGAUGCACCCUACAUUGCACGCCAUGUUGGUCUGAGGUGUGGUGUUCCCAUCCCAGUGCCUGCUCUCACUGUGAAUAGACUGUGUGGAUCUGGUUUCCAGUCCAUCAUCAAUGGUGCUCAUGAGAUCUGCCUAAAGGAGUCAGAGGUGGUCCUCUGUGGGGGCUCAGAGAGUAUGAGCCAGGCCCCAUACGCUGCUCGCAACAUACGAUUUGGUACAAAGUUCGGAUUCGAUCUCAAGCUAGAGGACACUUUGUGGGCAGGACUGACUGACCUUCAUAUCAAAAUCCCGAUGGGCAUCACAGCAGAAAACUUGGCAGAGAAAUACCAGAUUACACGAGAGGACUGCGACAACUACGCAUACCAGACGCAACAAAGGUGGAAGGCAGCUCACGAGGGCGGUCACUACACAGCAGAAAUUGCUCCCAUUGAUGUGAAAGCGAAGAAGGGAAAGGUACCCAUGGCUCAGGAUGAGCACCCUCGUCCUCAGACCACACUGGAACAGAUGGCUAAACUGGCUCCUGUCUUCAAGAAGGGAGGGACCGUUACUGCUGCCAACGCGUCGGGUGUAUCUGAUGGUGCUGCUGCUGUGGUGAUUGCAAGUGAGGAUGCGCUGAAAGAACACAAGCUCACUCCGCUGGCCAGAAUUGUGUCCUAUCAUGUGUCGGGCUGCGACCCCAGCAUUAUGGGAAUUGGCCCCGUUCCUGCAAUCACUGAAGCACUCAAAAAAGCUGGUCUUUCUCUCAAGGACAUGGAUCUUGUGGAGGUGAAUGAGGCUUUUGCCCCUCAGUACCUGGCUGUAAGCAAGGCUCUUGGACUGGAUCCUGAGAAAAGCAACGUCAACGGUGGAGCUAUCGCCAUCGGACAUCCUCUCGGAGCUUCAGGAACACGUAUCACUUCACACCUGGUUCAUGAGCUCAGGCGACGAGGGGGCAAGUACGCUGUUGGCUCUGCUUGCAUCGGAGGUGGACAGGGCAUUGCUAUCAUCAUCGAAAAAUGCUAACUGAAGAAGCCGUACACUCAGAAGAUUGCCUGUAGAGGAAUGUAGUUCACACACACCGUCCACUCAAAAAAUAUAAUUGAACCAUACUAAAAUUAAACAUGAUAUUAUUUCAAGUCUUUGACAUACACAUAAAAUAGCAAAUGCUCUCUACAAUGAAGCACUCAUGCUCAGCUUACCCUGACACACAAAGAGGAAUAAUUCAUUACUAUAAAUCAGGGCUGGGCAAUAUGGACAAAAUCAAAUAUUGACCAAAUACCUCAAUAUCACUAUUGCAACAAUAUUGUAGGGACGAGUAUCGGUGUGUUCGCAAAAUAUCUACACAAUGAGAUUUCUGAUAAAUAAUCAUCAGUAAUGUGGAUAUUAGGGAUGAAUGAUAUGCCCAAAAAAAUCACAUCCUGAUUAUUUUAACAGACAUUGUGACUGCAAUAUGAAUUUAGUGGGAAUGGUAAUUUUUGCUUUUCAGCUUCACUGAAAAAAAAAAUACAAAUGAUGAUGUGAUUUCUUGCUGUUUCUUUAUAUCUGGAGAAUAUGAUCUGUAGGCUGGGGCAUUUCUGUAGCACAGCAAAGCUUCAUUUAUAAUAGUAUGUUGUGACACAUUUUACCUACAUAAAAAAAAUUGCAGCUCCUAUGAUUUGGAUGUUGUACGGUAAAGGACAAUAAUAGAACAGCUGGAACAGUUUGGUAUGUAGUCACUUUACUGUAAUGCAGCCUUUAAAUCCAGGAAAAGACAACACACUCACUAUAUUACCUCAUCCAAAAUCUAAGAGGGUAUCUAGUCUUGUAUCACAGUAUCGAUAUAUUGCCCAGUCCUUCUAUAAAUCAGCCCUUUUUUUUUUUUGCUGCUUACUCUUUGUCACUUCUUUCAGUCUUUUUAUACAAAAAUGUACAAUAAAUACUCCAGUCAGAGUUGCCUUGGAAGUGAAUAUUAAGAGCUAACUCCUGUUUCUGACCCACAUGUCUGUGCUAGUUGUGCUGGUUUCUGUGUGUGACUGACAUACAGAGCUAGCUCCUUAGUUACAGUCACCCAUGUAUUAUACUAUUAACAAGUACUGUCUGUGUUGAGAUAAGAGGAAAUACAAUAUUUGCCUUAAAAUGUUCUGAUCCACUCCAUUAUCAGGGAACAGUUGUGCCGAAACAUGUCUGACCUGUGGUUUGUCCAGAAAAAAACAAUUUUGUAUAUCUGUUUCAAAAAGCCUCAAUAAAUUACAGUUUGGAAUUUA